Molecule: messenger RNA, 1326 nt
Organism: Fusarium oxysporum Fo47
Lineage: Eukaryota; Fungi; Ascomycota; Sordariomycetes; Hypocreales; Nectriaceae
Exons: 3
Coding region: 222-1022 (266 amino acids)
Source: RefSeq, a predicted model, not a curated record
UCGCGUCGCGUCAAGACAUAUCACCAUCAUUGUUGUCCUUCCCCCGACGAAUACAACAUACUUCGAAGCUCUACAAUGCCUUCACCAGAUAUUCAUACCGCCAAUAUAAGCCGUCGCAGAAGUCCAAUUAGCUUGAUUAAUCCCUUUAGGAGGACACAAUUGCGGCCUUCAUCGAGCAACUCAGACCAGUUAUCAGACAAUUCAACGGCCUGCCUCGAAAUAUGUCAAUAUGGCACGGAAGGUGUGUUCAGUGGCGAAAAUCAGACAUAUACCUCCGGAACGAUUAUCGCACGUCCCUGUAUAGACCAAGCAAACAGUUCCAACACGUUGACACACUGAUACCAGACCCGGCCAUGACCAUACGGGAAAGGCAGCACACCGGUCAACAGAGUCGAGACGAGUGUAUAACGCGAGCCGUAACGAGAAUGACGAUCCUCCCGACUGCCUUAGGAUUGGCUCGCCAGCUGGUAAAAACAGACCGUCACCUCGCCUCGGCACUUGCGUUAGCCCACGAAAGGGACCUUGCCUGGGCCGAACAAAGACGUCAAAUGCAAGAAGGCAGAGCGACUUUUUCACAGCCAGUCACAAGCCCUGUCCAGGUCUCAUUGCUUCCGAACGUGUCUGCUCCGGGCGAGGAGCAGUGCGAGCAGCACGACUUGUCCGAUGCCAGCUCGAGGUCCAACGCAGUCGAAACAAUCCCAAACCCGCCAACCCCGUGUGAUCCAGCUCCGUCGGUUGAUGCCCUUUUUGCUAGGGUUAACAGUUUUGCGAAAACCCGUGGCUUCGGUGUUAUCAAGGCUCAUGGUAUGAUUCGACCUGGACAGCGAAGUCGAUAUGUCCUCCAAUGCGAUCGUCUCGAAAGUCGGGGUGCCUAUGGAAGAUUAUUGCCGAGGCCCUGCCAGAGAACGGUUUUCAGUGAACUCUGCGGCACUUCCCAGAUGCGGAACACCACCACCACAAUCAUAACCCCAGUACCGAUGCCGCCGCUCACCCAGUUCAUCGACGACUUACUAAUCCUGUGAAGGUGACCAUCCAGUCUUCCAGUCGACGGGUUGGCAUUCGUGCACGAGACAUUGGUGGCAUAGUCCGAGAUCACUUUCCAGAUUCGGUUUACACCAAGAGAGAUAUCUACAAUGCCAGAGCUCGGAUUAGCAGAGAGAGUCUGGGUGGCUACAGCUCUACAGCUGCAUUGAUCAAGUCAUUCGACGACAAGGAGAUCCCUUACGUUGCCGAGUGGGCUAAGGACGAACCCGACCGCUUGGUGGGGUUGGUUUAGAUGUUCCCCUACUGUAUCCAGAUGUGGAGGCGUUUCCCCGAGGUCAUCAG